This is a messenger RNA of Diversispora eburnea, 1449 nucleotides long. Lineage: Eukaryota; Fungi; Glomeromycota; Glomeromycetes; Diversisporales; Diversisporaceae. The record is from the annotation of a GenBank genome assembly.
AUGGCAUUAAAAUCAGAUUUAUCGGCUGGAUACUAUUACGUUUGUACAGCUUUAAUCGUACUUCUCGUAGGAUCAAUAAUAUACUUAAUUCAUCAAAUUACGACUUACAUCAAUCGCACCAAAAAAAAAGAUGUACCUAUUUUACAUUCAAAUGAAAAUAAUUUCACUUCUCCAAGAAGAAGUAUUCAUUUAAGUCCAACAGUUUGGUUUUAUAAAUGUUGGAAUCAAGUUAUUCAUAUCCUUGGGGUUGGUGAAAUGUCCAUUGGAGCUAUUGUCAUUUUAUUAAUAUAUUUGACAGUUAAUAUUAUUUUCUUGGCUUUACCUUUUAAAACUGAUGAAGGAAUAUCUCACCAGACAAGUAUUAGAUUUGCAUAUUUAGGAAUAGCCAAUGCUGCUUUUAUAUUUCCUUUAGCCACUAGAAAUUCUAUUUUUACUAAGCUUAUUGGAAUUCCUUUUGAACGUAUGAUUACUUAUCAUCGCUGGGUGGGAAGAACUAUUUUUUGGUUACUUACUUUUCAUGCUUCCACUCAAAUUCAAUCAAAUUAUAAUUCUUCAAAAUCGAUAUCACAUUCUCUGUGGGGUACCGACAUAUAUAAAUGGGGAUUUUUGGCUUAUAUAUUUUUAUCUAUUACUGUAACGAUGGCUAAUUCAGCAAUUUCAUCAGGAGUUACAAGGAUAAUUUUUAAAUUUCCUACCUAUUAUGAAGCGGGGCAAUAUAUAUUUGUUAAUUUUCCUUUUUUAAAAAUUCCAACUUCUUUAAUUGAUUGGCAUCCAUUUUCUUUAUCAUCACCUCCAUUAUCAUCUUUUGGUAGCAUCGCUAAUAGUGGUGAAGUAAAUUCGCCCACAGUUGAUGAUACAGGUGAUGAAGGUUAUGCAAGUAUUCAUGUAAAAAUGCAAGGAGGAUAUACGAAUACUUUAUACGCAAAAUCACAACAAGGAAGUCAAUUAACGGAAACUCCUUUAAAAAUGAGAAUUGAAGGUCCUUAUGGAAAAAAAAGUGUAGAUUUUUCAUCUUAUAAAACGGUUCUAUUAAUAUCGGGAGGAAUAGGAAUCACUCCGAUUAUAUGUAUAUUGGGUGAUUUAAUAGAUAGUCAGAUUAAAAAUAAUUAUAUAGUUACGCAAGCAAUUCAUUUCGUGUGGGUAAUACCUAAUAUUGAAUUAGAAAAAAUACGAAAAUCUGCCUUAACCUUAUUGCCACCCGAAAAAUAUUUGCUUGAAAUUCAAGUGUAUCUUACUCGAUCUACGACCACUCCUUCCUCAACGUUCUUUCAAGGUCGACCUGACAUUAAAAAAAUAAUGAAAGCUUUAAAACAAAAACAUGGAUCAGGUGACAUAGCAGUAGGUGUUUGUGGUCCUGCUCCGUUGAUAAAAGAAGCAAGAAACGCGGCAGGUUCAGAAAGUGAUGUAACUUGUUUGUUUAAAACACAUACUGAAACAUUUGAAUUAUAA